AUGUUGUGGUUGCUUGUGAGCCUUGCGCUCGCGGGCAAUGUCUCCGCUCAGUUGAGAGUAGAUUGCUUUCCUGAGCCGAAUGCCAAUGAGGGCGCUUGCAAAGCACGUGGAUGUUCUUGGGUACCUGCCAAUAACGCUAAUGAUCCUAAUGAGCCAUGGUGCUUCUUCCCAAAUGGUAUGGGUUAUAAGUUAAGCCAGUCACAAGGUAACAAUUACACAUUAACAAAGAAUGGUGGGACCAAGUGUCCCUGGGGAAAUGAUUUUGGAACUCUUCAAUUCAGUUGGACUGUGGCACCUCACCUGAAUAUCAGGAUCACUAGUGGAUCACGUUUUGAACCUAAUUUGAAUUUUGCUAAUGAAGUUCGAUCAGAAACAGAAAGCUUAAGUGUGAGAACUGCUGCUGGAGACCCAUUCUCGUUCACUGUUAUUCGAGAUAAGACUAGCAGAAAAAUUUUUGAUUCAACCGCAGGAGGAAUAAUAUUCACGGACAAAUUCAUUCAAAUCGCUACUUAUCUCCCUUCUGAAAACCUUUAUGGCUUGGGAGAGAACAUCCAUCAGACUAUCAAGCACGAUUUUACCAAAUACACAACAUGGGGAAUGUUUGCCAGAGACGAGCCUCCUAACUCAUACGGGGAGGAUACUAAGAACCUCUAUGGUGUUCAUCCAUUUUAUAUGGUGGUUGAGCCUGAUGGUAACGUCCACGGAGUCUUUAUCAUGAACAGUAAUGCUCAGGAAGUCACUACUGCCCCAGGGCCUGCUUUGAUUUACCGUACUACUGGCGGAAUGUUAGAUAUCCAUUUCUUCGCUGGACCAACUCCAGAUCUCGUACUUCAACAAUACCAUGACUUCAUUGGACAUCCCUUUUUACCAGCCUAUUGGGCUCUCGGAUACCAGCUGUCGCGAUAUGGGUAUAAGAACCUGGACGAUAUGAAAAACCGUAUUGCAGCUGUUCGUAACUAUGGAAUCCCAUUAGAUACAGCUGUCAUUGAUAUUGACUAUAUGAAUAGAUACAAAGACUUCACCGUUGGCUCUCCCAAGUGGGACGGUCUUGCUGACUAUGUAAAGCAAAUGAAAUCAUGGGGAAUGAAGUUGAUUCUCAUCUUCGAUCCAGCCAUUGAAGCGGAUUAUGAUUCUUUUCAACGAGCUCUUGAUCAGGGAGCCAAAUUCAUUGAAUGGGAGAGAUCCGACCAAGUUAUGCAGAACAUCCAAAGUCAAUAUCCUAUGGCCAAAAAUACAAAAAUCAUGCUUGGAGUGGUCUGGCCGGAUAAGCAUGUUGCUUUCCCAGAUUUCCUUGAUUCUACAAAUGCAACACAAAGUUGGUGGAUUUCAGAGUUUGUUCGCUUCCAUGGUCAAGUGGAAUUUGACGGCAUUUGGAUUGAUAUGAAUGAGCCAUCCAACUUUGGAACAAACGAAGAUCAUCCAUGGUAUUAUGAUAGCGCUGAUCAUCCAAAUGAUCUACCAUUAUUCUGUCCAAUUAAUGCAAACAACCCUGACUCUACCUGGGAUUUACCUCCUUAUAAGACUCACAAUGUCUGGAGAUAUGACGGCAAUUCAUAUCUCUCCACUAAAACCUUAUGUAUGUCUGCUGUUCAAGACGGAGGCAAAUUACGCUUCUACAACGUGAAGAAUUUGUAUGGCUGGUCAGAGGCUAAGUACACUCAACAGGCUCUUUAUAAAGCAACCAAUAAGAGAGGUGCGGUUAUCUCAAGAUCAACAUUCCCAUCAUCGGGUAGAUUUGCUGGACAUUGGCUGGGAGACAACACGGCUCGUUGGGAAGAUUUAAAAACUUCCAUAGUAGGAGCUCAAGAAUUCAACUUGUUCGGAAUUCCAUAUGUUGGAUCAGAUAUCUGUGGAUUCCUUCAACCUUCCAAUGAAGAGUUAUGCCUUCGUUGGCAGCAAAUGGGUGCUUUCCAUUCCUUCAUGAGAAAUCACAAUGACAUUAGCUCGCCCCCUCAAGAUCCUGCUGUUUGGCCAUCAGUAGCCCAGGCUACCAAGAAAGCUAACGAGUUCCGCUAUAGAUAUUUGCCUUAUCUGUACACGCUUCAUUUCAACGCUUGGUUGAAUGGUGGUGCUGUCAUUAAGCCAAUGUUCUUCGAAUUCCCUCAUGAUGCUGAAACUUACAACCUCAGUUAUCAAUUCAUGUGGGGUAAUGGUUUCGUAGUGGCUCCAGUGUACAAACAGGGUGCUAACUCUGUGGACUUGUAUCUGCCAGAAGCUGAUUUCUUCUCUGUCUUCGACUAUAACUAUGGAGAACCAUUUGAUGUAGGAUUCGUAACAGUCCCCGCUCCAACAACAUCUCAAAUUCCCACAUUUGUUCGAAGUGGUCAGAUUAUCCCCAGACAAGCACCUGGCGUCACAACAACAGCUUCGAGAGCCAAUCCAUUUGAAGUUUUAGUUGCUCUCAAAAACAUUGAAGGAGAUGAAUACGCUGCACAAGGACAACUCAUCUGGGAUGAUGGAGAGACUAUUCAAAACGAUAUUGACGAGGCUGACUACUGGGAUAUUCAAUACAACUUUGAAGCCACAAGCGAUUCCUCUACUUUCAAUUACAGUCCCAAGAGAGUAUCUAAAACUGUCUCUCUUCCCACCUUGGAUGUCAUAGAAAUCUUCAAUCAUCCAGCUCCACCCCUCUACAACACCUUCAAGCUGAAUGGAGUUGCAAUAAACGUCGACGUUCAAUGUACAUCUUACAACACUUUCACAAAGGUAUUCAAGCUGUGCACGAAGAACUUUAUUAAACUUGGAAGCCAGGAUCAGAUCCUAGAAUGGAAGAACUACGCACCGUCAGCUCUUCCUGUAGCCGACAAACAAUUCCAAAAAUUGAACUUUUAUGAUUCGACUAACUAA
Messenger RNA from Auanema sp. JU1783, 2847 nucleotides. The record is from the annotation of a GenBank genome assembly. Lineage: Eukaryota; Metazoa; Nematoda; Chromadorea; Rhabditida; Rhabditidae.